Durio zibethinus is the source of this 1401-nucleotide messenger RNA. It is a transcript of the gene PDV1, whose product is annotated as plastid division1. Lineage: Eukaryota; Viridiplantae; Streptophyta; Magnoliopsida; Malvales; Malvaceae. Gene Ontology annotation, biological process: chloroplast fission. The record is from RefSeq and is a predicted model, not a curated record.
UUGUUUUUAAAUAAAUAAGAAGAUUUCACUCCAUUUUAAUUUUUGAAUAAAAUAACCCAUUUCCAUAAUUUGACCAAGGGAAAAAAAAACAAAUUCCCUUUUGCUUUACCUUCGCCUUAGAAAUGAAAUGGGAUAUGGAGAUCGAGGAAAUCGAGGCGGUUCUAGAGAAAAUCUGGGACUUACACGACAAGCUCAGCGACGCCAUUCACUCAAUUUCGCGAGCUCACUUCCUUAACUCCAUCAAAGCCGUCAGAAAAUCCGACAACAAGAAGCUCGACAACAGCGUCGUCGGCGACGAUAACAGGUCAGGCUUCGUGUUCGUCAAGGACUUUCGAAUCGACGAUGGUGUCUCCGCAAUUCAAGAGGCCAAGAGUCUUAAUGCUAUCAGAACCGCGCUCGAGAAUCUCGAGGACCAGCUCGAGUUUUUCCACACGGUACAUAUACAGCAGCGGGCUGAGAGAGAUGCUGCCAUUGCACGAUUAGAACAAAGCAGGAUAAUUCUUGCGUUGAGAUUGGCUGAGCACCAUGGGAAGAAAUACAAAGUAAUUGAUGAAGCUCUAGCUUUUGUGGGAGAUGUACAUGAUGCUAGCCAUUUUGUUUCACCUGAAAACCUUUAUGGUACACCAGUUAGUCCAACUGGAGAAAAUCCUGUGUCACAUGAAGGGAAUUGCUCUAAAAUGCUAAUCCAAGUUCUUGUUUCUAGCUUCAACUUUGCAAAGAAAUCCAUGAAAUUUGAUCAUAUGGGUGGGAUACUAACCAAUGCGGCUUUAUUCGCAGUUAGCAUGAUAGCAAUGCUGCAUCUGCAUAAGGUUGCUUUUACAGAACAUCCAGAGAGACAAGAUCAUAUCAACGGCCUCAGAAAUGUGAGAAAGAAUUCUCAACUGGAAGGGGCUUCAUCCUAUGAUCAUUUGAGCCACUUAGACGUGUUUUUGGCCCGGGGUUAAGAUGAAGACAAAAAAUUUGGUUAGAAGUUUUUUAAACAUGGGAGGCCGUGCUGUUUUUCAAAUUUGAAGAAACUUUGCUGUCUUUCAGUUUCUCUCCACAGGAGUUUCAAGAUUUUCGCUGAGCAUGUUAGCAAAGAAUUGGUCCCUUUUUUAGAUACUGUUUUAGUAGGAGCUGUUGUCAAAAUGUUGAGCGCUCUUGCUGGUAUCGUUGUUGAGGCAUAUUCCUGUUACAAAUGAUAGUGAAGCAGGUAAUCCCAGUUUACAGAGUAUAUCUUUUCCUUACCUACACAAUUCUGUGUAUAUCCCUAUUAUUAAAUGAUGUUUUGUACGUAUAUGCCUGUCUAAUCUUGCUACUUAUUUUUACCAAUUAAUCUCCUUAAAGUCUCUCUUUCGUGUUUCUUUUCCACCUUAAUUUAUGAUUUAUGUUUGCUCUAGAAAUUCAUCCUAUUAUAACAAA